Molecule: messenger RNA, 2234 nt
Organism: Epinephelus fuscoguttatus (brown-marbled grouper)
Lineage: Eukaryota; Metazoa; Chordata; Actinopteri; Perciformes; Serranidae
Gene: pbx2
Product: pre-B-cell leukemia homeobox 2
Exons: 8
Coding region: 336-1541 (401 amino acids)
Biological process (GO): regulation of transcription by RNA polymerase II; embryonic organ development; eye development
Cellular component (GO): nucleus
Molecular function (GO): DNA-binding transcription factor activity, RNA polymerase II-specific; RNA polymerase II cis-regulatory region sequence-specific DNA binding
Source: RefSeq, a predicted model, not a curated record
AGUAGGGUGACAAUAGAGCACAUAAUCUCCAUUUUAUUUAGAUAUAUCUUAUUUGUUAUUUCCUGACACACAAGCGCGCAACCACACUUCUGCUUCCUGAUAAUGCAGGGGCUGCAGAUGUUUUGUUGUUGUGGUUACAUUUAACGCAGCUAUGUUGCCCUUGUGUUGUCUCAGAACAACAGUGUCGAUAACACGCCGUGGUGUGUUUACAUGGCUUGUACCUUUAUCUGUCAAUCGCUAGGGGACCCUGCUUUGUGCGAUGCCUCGGAUCAGGCUCUGUAGUGUGUCUGUGAGCACAGUUGGGCAGCAGUCGUCGCCACUGUGCGUCGCUGAAGAUGUUGCAGCAGCAGCCUCUGACGGGCAACGGGCCCUCCAACGGCCGGGGACUCGGCAUGAGUGGCCACCCCGGGAUGCAUGCGCUGAACUCGGUUCACCAACCCUCGCAGCAUCGGUCCGACGGAGGGGACUCGGGCCUCGAGGGCGCUGAAAACGGACAUGAAACCCGCAGAGAUAUCGGCGACAUACUGCAACAAAUAAUGACCAUUACCGACCAAAGUUUGGACGAGGCACAAGCAAAGAAACAUGCACUCAACUGUCACCGAAUGAAACCUGCAUUAUUCAGCGUCCUGUGCGAGAUCAAGGAAAAAACCGGCCUGUCAAUGAGGAACGCCCAGGAGGAUGAGCCUCAGGAUCCCCAGCUGGUGCGACUGGACAACAUGCUGCUGGCGGAGGGCGUAGCGGGCCCGGAGAAGGGCGGCGGGGCUGCAGCUGCGGUGUCUGCUGCCACCAGCUCAGGAGGGAUGUCACCUGACAGCUCGCUCGAGCACUCCGACUACAAAAGCAAGUUGAGCCAGAUUCGCAGUAUCUACCACACUGAGCUGGAGAAGUAUGAGCAGGCAUGCACUGAGUUCACCACCCACGUGAUGAACCUGCUGAGGGAGCAGUCGCGUACACGGCCCGUGACUCCGCGGGAGAUUGAGCGAAUGGUGGGCAUUAUCCACCGCAAGUUCAGCACGAUCCAGACCCAGCUGAAGCAGAGCACUUGUGAGGCAGUCAUGAUCCUGAGGUCCCGCUUCCUCGAUGCCAGGCGCAAAAGGCGCAACUUCAGCAAACAGGCCACAGAGGUCCUGAAUGAGUAUUUCUACUCCCACCUGUCCAACCCUUACCCCAGCGAAGAAGCCAAAGAGGAACUCGCCAAACAGUGUGGAAUCACUGUCUCUCAGGUCUCCAACUGGUUUGGCAACAAGAGAAUCCGCUACAAGAAAAACAUUGGCAAGUUCCAAGAGGAGGCCAACCUUUAUGCCAUGAAGACAGCCUUAGGGGGCAGACAGGGCGACGAUUCCCCGCACACUCCCAACUCCACAGGGUCUGGGUCCUUCUCUCUGUCUGGAUCAGCUGACCUGUUCCUCGGGGUUCCACCUGUGAAUGGCGAGCACUCUGCUUACCAAAUGGGAGUGCAGGCUAACGGGAACUGGCAGGGUCGAAACUCGCCCCCGUCCGGCGCCUCGCCCCACACCGACCACUCGGAAAACUCUGACUGAGCCCACUGGCACAGAACGACAGCGACGGAAAGAUUGACGACGGAAAAGACAGAAAGAAUGAUAUCACACUUCCCACUUGGCUGCAGUUGUUUUUGUACGUUGUUUGUUUGGUUUGGUUAUUUUAAAAUGUACAUUUUUUUUUCUUUUCUAACCGCUCAGCGUGGGUCAUUAUUAUGUUUGUAUGAUCCGCUGAGUGCACGGAUGGAAGAGUGAAAAUGCGUGUGUGUGUCGUGUGCAUGCAGGUGUGGUUUUAUUAUCAUGGUUGUAGGGUUUGUUUUCCACUACUUUUGACAUGUUACUGAGGUGUGUGUUUGUGGUUGGGAAGGGGCGGGUGGGGACAGCAUUAUCAUUGUUUUAGCACACUAUAUCAUUAUUAUUAAUAUUAAUGCUGUUUUAUUAUUAGCGCUAUAACUAUUUUCAAUUUCACAGCUCAGAAAGAGAGAAUGCAUUUAGUGAAUGAGAGGACAAUAGAGAAAAAUCCAAAGAUUUUGUGUGUUUGUUUCUCUGUUUUGUUUGUUUUGUUGUUUUUUUUUCUACCGGGCUUAUGUGUCCCUGUAAAGUGAAUGAGGCGUGUGUGAGUCCAUAUCAGUGGUUUGAAUGAGUAUAUCAACAGUGCUGUCUUUUUUCUGUACAGUGAAACACCUGUAUUCUCUCUACCUCUUUUACAAUAAAGACUCUCUGUAUUCACAACCA